GAUUCUUUUGCGCCUGCAUUCUUGGAAAAUCUCUUACACCCACUCGAUAUAUAGAUAGUUCUUUAAAUUUUCUUGUUUUGCUGCAGCUGCAUUUUAUGGUCUGAUUAAAGAAUAAAAAAAAGAAAUGGAUACAAGUGGUGACGUGUACAAAGCAGGAGGUAGUUUCAGAGCAAACAGUUCAAGCAUAUGGAGAAACACGGGCAUGGAGGUAUUCUCUCGAUCCUCUCGGGAAGAAGACGACGAAGAAGCUUUGAAAUGGGCUGCCCUCGAGAAGCUCCCGACUUUCGAUCGUCUCCGAAAAGGGCUUCUCUUCGGAUCGAAAGGCGCUAACGAAAUCGACGUCAACGAUCUUGGAGUUGAAGAUAAGAGGAGUUUGGUCGAACGCCUUGUUAACACCGUUGAAGAUGAUAACGAAAAGUUUCUUUUGAAGCUCAGAAAUCGAAUCGACAGAGUCGGGAUUGAUAUACCGACGAUUGAAGUGAGAUACGAGCAUUUGAAUAUCGGUGCGGAAGCAUAUGGUCAAAGUAGGGCUUUGCCUACUUUCAUUAACGCCAACAUCAACACGAUUGAGGGAAUAUUGAACUCACUACACAUACUUCCAAGUAGAAAGAAGCCAUUUACAAUCCUUAAAGAUGUGAGUGGAACCAUCAAACCAUGCAGGAUGACUUUGCUUUUAGGUCCUCCAAGUUCCGGCAAAUCCACUUUGUUGCUCGCUUUGGCCGGAAAGCUCGACCCAUCUCUUCAAGUUUCGGGGAGGGUGACUUACAAUGGGCACACGCUAGAAGAAUUUGUACCACAAAGAACAGCAGCGUAUAUAAGUCAACACGAUCUUCAUAUCGGAGAAAUGACUGUUAGAGAAACUUUGGCCUUUUCGGCUCGAUGCCAAGGUGUUGGCUCCAAAUUCGAGAUGCUGGCGGAAUUGUCGAGGAGGGAGAAAGCAGCAAACAUUAAACCAGAUCGCGACGUUGAUAUCUAUAUGAAGGCUGCAGCUACUGAAGGAGAUGAAGCAAAUGUAGUCACAGAUUACGUUCUCAAGGUUCUUGGGCUCGACAUUUGUGCCGACACUUUAGUCGGAGAUGAAAUGGUACGAGGUAUUUCUGGUGGACAGAAAAAGCGUGUCACAACCGGAGAAAUGCUGGUUGGACCAGCAAAGGCACUUUUCAUGGACGAAAUAUCGACCGGAUUAGAUAGUUCGACGACUUUCCAAAUAGUCAACAUGCUUCGACAAUACGUACACAUUAUGAAAGGAACCGCGUUUAUCUCACUGCUCCAGCCAGCACCUGAGACUUACGAUCUUUUCGAUGACAUCGUGCUCUUAGCCGACGGUCGGAUCGUUUAUCAGGGCCCACGAGAAAAUGUGCUCGAGUUUUUCGAGUCCAUGGGUUUCAAAUGCCCGGCAAGAAAAGGAGUAGCCGAUUUCCUACAAGAGGUGACAUCGAAGAAAGAUCAACAACAAUACUGGUCGAGAAAAGACGAGCCCUACCAAUUUGUCCCCGUCAGCGAAUUCGCAGAGGCCUUCCAAUCGUCCGCCGUUGGCCGACGAGUCGGCGAUGAGCUGGCAAUUCCGUACGACAAGACUAAAAGUCAUCCAGCCGCGUUGACCACGAAAAAAUACGGCCUGGGUGAAAAGGAGCUCCUAAAAGCGUGCAGUGACCGAGAAUACUUGCUGAUGAAGAGAAACUCGUUCGUUUACUUCUUCAAGAUCUUCCAACUUACGGUGAUGGCACUCAUAGCCAUCACUAUUUUUCUGCGAACGGAGAUGAAAAGAGAUACUAUAGCCGAUGGAGGGAUAUAUACGGGUGCACUUUUCUUCACCGUAACUAUGGUCAUGUUUAACGGAAUGUCGGAGCUUGCAAUGACUAUUUAUAAGCUUCCCGUUUUCUAUAAGCAACGGGAUAUGUUCUUCUUUCCUCCGUGGGCGUACGCACUUCCUUCUUGGAUAUUGAAAAUACCCAUCACGUUUGUUGAGGUUGCUAUUUGGACGUUUCUCACUUACUACGUGAUUGGAUUUGAUCCGAAUGUGGGAAGGUUGUUGAAGCAAUACUUGCUACUUUUACUCGUGAAUCAGUCAGCAGGGGCACUGUUCAGAUUCAUCGGUGCAGCUGGUAGAAAUAUGAUUGUUGCAAACACAUUCGGCUUGUUUGCCCUGCUCAUGCUUUUCGCUCUAGGUGGAAUUGUCCUAGCACGAGAGGAUGUAAAGAAAUGGUGGAUAUGGGCAUUUUGGUCAUCUCCUAUGAUGUAUGCUCAGAAUGCAAUUAUCGUUAAUGAAUUCACAGGGCAUAGCUGGAGCAAAUUGGUAAACGGAACGAAAUUAGGAGUUCUGGUGAUGGAAUCUCGAGGCUUCUUUCCUCAAGCAUAUUGGUUCUGGAUUGGAGCAGGGGCGACAUUCGGUUUCAUUAUUCUAUUCAACAUCUUUUACCUUUUAUCUCUCACAUUUCUCGACCCUUUCGAUAAAACUCAAGCUGUAUUACCUGAAGAAAACGAAGAAGCCUCUGUACGCCGAGUUUCAGCUCAAGGCCUCUCUUCCGGUUCUUCAUCCACAAGAACAGACGCAAUUGAAGCCAAUGCAAACCAAAAGAGAGGAAUGAUUCUUCCCUUCGAACCCCAUUCUCUCACCUUUGAUGACAUCACAUACUCCGUCGACAUGCCAGCUGAAAUGAAAGCGCAAGGCGCGGCAGAGGACAAACUCGAGCUUUUAAAGGGUGUGAGUGGAGCAUUCAGGCCAGGUGUGCUUACAGCUCUCAUGGGAGUAAGUGGGGCCGGGAAAACAACGUUAAUGGACGUCCUAGCUGGCAGAAAGACAGGUGGAUAUAUCGAAGGAAAUAUCACAAUUUCUGGUUACCCGAAGAAUCAGUCAACAUUUGCAAGAAUAUCCGGAUAUUGUGAACAAAACGAUAUUCAUUCUCCCAAUGUCACAGUUUACGAGUCCCUCGUUUACUCAGCUUGGUUGAGACUGCCUUCAGAUGUCGACGCAGAAACAAGAAAGACGUUUAUUGAGGAGGUGAUGGAACUAGUGGAACUUACACCGCUGAGAGGUUCGUUAGUUGGAUUGCCCGGAGUAACUGGGCUUUCGACUGAGCAGAGGAAAAGGCUUACCAUAGCAGUAGAGCUUGUGGCGAACCCUUCGAUUAUUUUUAUGGACGAACCAACUUCUGGUCUCGAUGCAAGAGCUGCUGCUAUAGUAAUGAGAACUGUUAGAAACACCGUAAAUACGGGCAGAACAGUUGUGUGCACUAUUCAUCAGCCUAGCAUUGACAUAUUCGACGCAUUCGAUGAGCUAUUUUUGAUGAAAAGGGGAGGAAAAGAAAUAUACGUGGGGCCAUUGGGUCGUCAAUCGAUCCAUUUGAUCAAAUACUUUGAAUCAAUCGAAGGAGUACCGAAGAUUAAAGACGGUUACAAUCCAGCAACAUGGAUGCUCGAAGUCACUACUUCUGCCCAAGAACUUGUCUUGGGUGUCGACUUUACUGACCACUAUAGAAACUCCGAACUCUACACACGGAACAAGGCACUAAUCAAGGAAUUAAGCGUUCCUCAGCCAGGCACAAAGGAUCUUUUUUACCCGACUAAAUAUUCACAAUCUUUUCUCACUCAAUGCAUUGCUUGCCUUUGGAAACAACACUGGUCGUACUGGAGGAAUCCACCUUACACGGCGGUUCGAUUCGUGUUCACGACACUCAUAGCUGUUACAUUCGGAACUAUCUUUUGGGACUUGGGAUCUAAAUGGAAAACUCAACAAGAUCUGUCAAAUGCAAUGGGUUCUAUGUACACUUCUAUUCUCUUUCUAGGGUUCCAAUACGGCUCCACGGUACAACCUGUGGUAGCGAUUGAAAGAACCGUCUUUUAUCGAGAAAGAGCAGCUGGAAUGUAUUCAGCUUUACCAUACGCAUUCUCACAGUUUCUCAUCGAAAUCCCAUACGUAUUCGUCCAAUCGCUAAUCUACGGUGUGAUAGUCUACUCAAUGAUGGGAUUCGACUGGACAGCCGAGAAAUUCUUCUGGUUCUUAUAUUUCAUGUUCUUCUCGUUACUGUACUUUGUCCUAUACGGCAUGAUGACUGUGGCUGUCACACCGAACCACAACAUUGCCGCCAUUGUCGCUACUUUCUUCUACUCGCUAUGGAAUCUUUUCUCGGGAUUCAUUGUACCACGACCAAGAAUCCCUAUAUGGUGGAGAUGGUACUAUUGGGCAACACCGUUGGCUUACACUCUGUACGGAUUGUUAGUGUCACAAUUUGGAAAAAUUCAGGAACCAAUGGAUAGUGGAGUUACGGUUGAACAGUUCUUGAAGGACUAUUACGGGUUCGAGUACGAUAUGCUAGGAAUGGUUGCGGGUAUACUUCUCGGAUUCGUUGUGCUUUUCACUUUCAUCUUCGCCUAUUCUAUCAGAGCAUUCAACUUCCAGAGGAGAUAAAACUACUAUUUUUUUUAUUUUACAACUAUUUAUUAAUUGUUUUUUUAAGGAAAUAAAAGGUUUGUUUAUGUUGUAAUAUUUUCAGUUGGCUUUCUUGUGUAAUAUUCGAACAUCAAAUAGAGUGAGUUCUAUCCACAUUUUAAUCUCAAUUUAUUUAUUUUAAUU
Messenger RNA from Erythranthe guttata (spotted monkey flower), 4573 nucleotides. RefSeq names its product pleiotropic drug resistance protein 1. The record is from RefSeq and is a predicted model, not a curated record. Gene Ontology annotation, cellular component: membrane. Lineage: Eukaryota; Viridiplantae; Streptophyta; Magnoliopsida; Lamiales; Phrymaceae. Gene Ontology annotation, molecular function: ATP hydrolysis activity; ABC-type transporter activity; ATP binding.